Mycotypha africana is the source of this 1716-nucleotide messenger RNA. RefSeq names its product mate-domain-containing protein. The transcript has 3 exons. Gene Ontology annotation, cellular component: membrane. Lineage: Eukaryota; Fungi; Mucoromycota; Mucoromycetes; Mucorales; Mycotyphaceae. The record is from RefSeq and is a predicted model, not a curated record. Gene Ontology annotation, molecular function: xenobiotic transmembrane transporter activity; antiporter activity. Bases 1 to 1716 code for a protein of 571 amino acids. Gene Ontology annotation, biological process: xenobiotic detoxification by transmembrane export across the plasma membrane.
AUGUCAUUGUCUAAUCGAAUAUACCAUGAUCAUGCAAUAAGAGACGACAGUGACAGCGAUGCAACCUCUUCUUGUUCUUCAUCUUCAUCCACGCUGACAACCGACACUACUGAUAGGGAAGAAACCUCACCGCUACUAUCGAACAAUUUCAAAUCAGUUCAUCCUUAUACCAACAACAAAACUCACCACCAUCACAGAAGUAACAAAGCUGAUAAUUUUUAUAAUAGCAUUGAUGGCAGUACGAGUAGUAGUAGUAGCAGCCAUAGUGUACGGCAAGAGUUGAAAUGGUUAACUACCCACAGUCUACCGAUCAUUGGAACCUACCUGCUGCAGAAUUCCUUUCAGUUGGCAAGCAUUUUUACUUUGGGCCAUCUUGGUUCUAUGGAAUUAGGUGCAUCUGCAUUGGCUUCCAUGUUUGUCAACGUUUCAGCUUGGAGUGUUGCUUACGGCACUACAACAGCACUAGAUACUUUGUGCAGCCAAUGUUGGACAGCCUCAAAAGAUAAAACCAUUAUUGGAGUCUAUUUACAACGCGCUUAUUUAGUGCUAAGUUUAUUGUUUAUACCCAUUGCUUUUAUUUGGUGGAGUGCUACACCUAUCAUGUUGAAGUUUAAUCAAGAUCCAGACCUGGCAGAAUUAGCAGGUUUAUUCUUACGUUACCUGUUACCCGGUGCACCAGCUUACAUUGCUUUUGAAGCAACAAAACGGUAUCUACAGGCGCAAGGUAUCAUGCAAGCCUCUACCUAUUGUAUGUUAAUCACUGCACCAGUAAACUUUAUUCUCAACUACAGCUUUGUCUAUCCAUGUCAAUUGGGGUUCAUUGGUGCUCCCCUUGCAACCAGCCUUAGCUAUUGGAUUAUGUUCGGUCUACUGCUUUUGUACACAAAAUAUGUCGCCGGCUAUGAAGGCUGGGGAGGCUGGAGCCGUCAAUGUCUGAAAGAUUGGUGGCCAUUUGUUAAACUUGCCAGUAGUGGAAUUGUCAUUAUAUGUGCUGAAUGGAGUGCUUUUGAAAUCGCAUCGUUAGCAGCGAGUUAUCUCGGUACUAUCGAUCUGGCCGCUCAAAGUAUCCUAAUCACUAUCAGCUCGGCUACUUAUACCGUACCCUUGGGCAUUUCCGUAGCCGCAACAAACCGUGUAGGCAAUGUGUUGGGAAGUGGCGAUAGCAUCAAAGCACGACGAGCGACUCGAUCUGCUCUUUUGUUCGCUGUGGCAUUCGGAUGUUUGAACUCUACUUUCGUUUUAUUGUUCCGUACGCAGUUGGGCAAACUGUUUAGCUCAGAUCAGGAGGUCAUCGAUAGAGUAGCAUUAGUAUUGCCCUUGUUUGCCGUGUUUCAGAUUGCAGAUGGGUUGGCUUCCGUUGGCGGAGGUGUUAUUCGUGGAAUGGGUAGACAAAGCGUAGCGGCUUGGAUCAAUUUGAUUGCUUACUAUUUGGUGGCGUUACCCAUUGGAUUUUUGUUGACUUUCCAUGUUGGAUGGAAUUUGUUAGGUUUAUGGACAGGUCUGUCCAUUGCAUUGUUUCUAGUCGCCACCGGUGAGUUGUGGUAUCUGUCACGUGUAAACUGGGUUGGAGAAACAGAAAGAGCGCAACGACACUACGCACUAUCAUCCAAAAGACCGGAUCAGUCUCAUUUUCUUCACCAUGAGUCACAUGAAGAGGGUAGACGAAAAAGAAGGCACACAUCGCUUGAUUAUCAAUCCAUUGUUGUUGAUUUGUAG